GGCUCAGUCCUCUUUGUCGCGCGGACGGGACGUCGCUCGCGUGCGCGCCUAGCUGCAAAGUCGUGUGCUCUCGUCUCUUCUUUACACCGUUUCCUCGGGGCGCAGCGACAGCCGACAAGCGCGCCCGAGCCAACCGAGAUAGUGUCGCGCGAAUGCAAGCCCAGCAGCUGGACCCACUGAUGCCCCAGUGUCAGAGGCCCAGGUGACCAGUCCCCUUCCCCUCUCUGUCUCUCUAUCACUCUCCGCCCCCCCCCCCCCCCCCUUCAUCGACACUCACACGACAACAAAUACUCAGUCGUUCCUGUCUGCCUCGCUCGCGCGCUCUCGCCAGCAGCACACGCAGUGCUCGUUGCGUCCCCGUCGCAGGUGUGCGUGGGUGUCUGUGUUGUGCGCCCAGAGAGACUCUCGCUCCAGCAACAACACCAGCAGGCUAAAUGAGGCUAAUGGAACCGCUGGGCGUCGACGUGAAAGCGGUGGAGUUGCAGUCGCUGAAGCGAUGGACCGAUUUCCCGAGCCGACCGUCUCCCAUCGGAGACCUAGCCGACUCGGCUCACUACACCGUCAGCCCGUUUCCCUGCCAGCCCUCGCUCAACAAUAAAAUCGCAAUAUGGACCGGGGACGUCACUCUGCUGCAGGUGGACGCGAUAGUGAAUCCGACGAGCGAGACGAUGGACGACAACAGUCCGCUGUGCCAAAGAAUCCUCGCUCGCGCCGGGCCUGACCUCAAGAAAGAGAUCUACAACGAAGUGAAAGAAUGCAGAACCGGCGAGGUGAAGACGACGCAGGGUCACGACCUGCCGGCCCGCUUCAUCAUCCAUACCGUGGGGCCAGUGUACAACACCAAGUACCAGAGCGCCGCGGAAAGCACGCUGCACUGCUGUUACAGGAACGUCUUGCAGAAGGCACGGGAGUUGGGCUUGAGGAGCAUCGGCCUGCCGGUGAUCAACUCCGUCCGACGCAAUUACCCUGCCGAGGCAGGAGCUCACAUAGCGCUGAGAACGUUGCGGCGAUUCCUCGAGCAGUACAGCGAGUCGAUGGGCUGCGUGGUGCUGGCGCUGGAGCCGGGCGAUCUUGGCAUAUACGAGGUUCUGCUGUCGCUCUACUUCCCGAGGACUCUGGCCGAAGAGGAGAACGCCUGCUAUCAGCUGCCGCCCGAUAUCGGCGGCAUGGACGGCGAGCCGCAGUUGCCCGAUCGACAGAUUCGCAUUAUCGACAAUCCUCAGCACGCGCUUCACGGUGACGAGACGGUGGAGAUAACGGCCCACCUGGAGACGUCGGUCAACUUGGGCGAGCACGCGUUCACGCAGAUGCAGGGUGAUCUGGACCGACAGCGAUUGUUGGGGGAGCGUCCGACGGCCGAUCCUAUAGCCGACAUCAUGCUCAAGGAGAUGCAGCACAAGGAACGAUACGAGCGGUUACUCAGACGUGCCAAAAUGGAAGAUCUGACGGAGGUGUCGGGAAUCGGAUGCCUCUAUCAAAGUGGAGUCGAUCGUCACGGACGACCGGUCGUCGUCUUUUUAGGCAAAUGGUUUCCAGCCAAUAACCUCAAUCUCGAUAAGGCCUUAUUGUACCUGAUACAGCUGAUGGAUCCAAUUGUCAAGGGGGACUACGUGAUCGCCUACUUUCACACUAUGACCGUCAGCAAUAACUAUCCCAGCUUGCAUUGGCUCAAGGAAGUUUACAACGUACUUCCCUAUAAGUAUAAGAAGAACUUGAAGCAGUUCUACAUCAUCCACCCAACGUUCUGGACCAAGAUGAUGACCUGGUGGUUCACGACGUUCAUGGCGCCAGCGAUCAAGCAGAAAGUGCACAGUCUACCUGGAGUGGAGUAUCUGUACGAAGUGAUGUCGCCGGACCAGCUGGAGAUACCAGCCUACAUAACCGAAUACGACAUGACGAUAAACGGCCUGAGGUACUACCAGCCGGAGCACUACAGCAGCGGCGCGUCGACGUAACUGCCGGCGGCGAUCCUCGUCUAGCUAGACGAGGCGGCCCGUCGUCAAGGUCGACGUUCGUCAGCACGUAGGGCUUGCUUGAUCAGUGGCCGUAUGAUGCUCGUCGAGUACGCCACUUAGAACAUAACCGAGAGCGGGUCGUGAGCAGCAACAACAGCAGAGCAUCCGUUGCAAGGCAGCUCAAGUGCCAAACGCGCCACUGCCAGACAACAACAAAAAAUUAAGUAAAGCCGACUGCCAUCGGUGGCCAAUAUGUCUUAAUAUUACUCGGGACGAUCAUCAGCCUUACAUGUACACAUACACGCGCAUACACGCGCAUACACGCGCAUACACGCGCAUACACGCGCAUACACGCGCAUACACACAUACACAAGUAUACGUACUCACGCAAAUCCGCAAAUACACAUGUUUUUUCCAACUUCCUAAUCAAUGCAAUUACUGUGCUUUAUGCUUUGGCACUUGGCUGCCUAAAAAUUGUCACACAUUCCACGUUGGAUACUUACAAUAAUAAUAUCUGUUGCGAGAGUGAGAAGGAAAGAGGGAGAAUUUCGUUCCGUUGGUUAUGUACACAUGUCGAGUGCAAGCGCGAAAGCUUGAAUGGUGCGAAAGACGAAUGAGACGUUUUUAUUAAUCUAAUUUUUUUUAGCGGAAACGUCGUUGUUAUAUUACAUACACAUACUUGCGCGACGUAAUGGCCUAGGAGCCCUACACUCGGUCGUUAUUAUGUUUUUCUUCUUAAAAAUAAUUAUUUGUCUUUUUUAUUGCGAAUCCGAGCAACGGUGAUCGUGCUUACAUAUGCGUGUGCUGCAUGUUCAAUUUUUUUUGCUGCGGAUGUGCUUUGUGCUUACGUUUUUGUUUUAACCGUCGUGUUUUUAUUACCUUGUGAUCAUAGAUGCGUGCUUUUUAUAACUACCUGUUCAUUUUACGCUUUACAUAAUUCAUUUUAAUUAUUGUUAGUUCAUACACAGGAUGGCGUGGAAUACAAUAUUCGGUACAUAAUACAAUAGAGAGAAUAGAGGAUAUUUUUGUCAGAGUAAAUUAUGAAAGUUGCCUAUGUCUACAUCCAGAAGCUUAAUUAUACGUAUAUUGCGAAGGGCAGGCACGAUGAAACUAAAUGUCACUGUACCAUUUGUGAUCCCAUUUACAGGAAGAAUCGUCGGACUACGUAGUAUGCUCUCGAUUAUAUAUCUCGUGUGAAACAGUCGAAAAAGGGACAUUUGCGGGGCGAUCCCUUGUCUAUAUAUACCAAAAACUGUAUUAGCACUUAAAUGUUGAAUUUCAUUUUGAAUUUUUGAGAGUUUACGCAAAUGAGGCGUUUUUAAGAAAGGAAAAAAAUUGUUCAAACUACGAGAAAAAAUUAAUAAAUAUAUUAUCCAUUUAUGAAUAUACCACGACAAAGAAGGUGUUCGCAUUCACAUAGUCGAGUAUAAUCGUAAAAAUACUACGCAAAAAUGCUGAAAAUAAAAUGUAAAGUUUUUUAUUUUCAAACGAAAAAGCAUUUCCAUGUUUACGGUGUUAUGAGGAUUGUAAUUAUUUCAGUAAUUAUAAUAUUUUGUAAUUUUCGCGGCAAUGUAGAUGAAGAAAAAAAGAAAUUGACGAAAGAUAUUACCUUAGAUUAGGCUAACAAUAAGAAAAACAAUCAGCGUAGUAUAAGAAUUAAGACAGUAUGUAAUGGGCGGAAAACGAAAAUUCAUAGCGAGUAAAUAUUAUAUGACAGCCAGCUCAGCUAUUUUUUAAUAAAAAAUUAGCAUAAAUGCAUCAAAAAUUGGUUAUCUGAAGACUCAGAGAUUAUAUAUGAAUAAAUGACAACAAAGAUCCACGUGUAUAACAAAUCAAGUCGGUCGUUAAAUGAUGUUCUUGGUAUGAUGUCUUAAAUAAAUGUGCUACAAAACAGAUCGGUACCCACGUAAAUGCGCCAAAUUUAAAGAAUUACAAUGUAGUUAAGCCGUAACGAGAAUCAAUUAAAUUUUUACUUAGUAAUAGCUUUUGAAGUAACUACUAAUUGCCGAAGAACGAUAAAGCGACGUUCAGUGUAACGCUUAUUAAACUUUAGGACUCAAAGACCGUAAAAAAAUCGCUCGGGUGCAAGCAUAUCAAUCGUUUCAAAGUAUAUUAAAAAAAAAGAGAGAUGUACUGUGAAAUAAUUAACAUCAACGUUAGGAGGAAAUGAGUUCUACAAUAAAAAAAUUCAAUUUUUCACUUUUUGACUCGUUAAAUACUGCACUGAGAAAUAAUUAAAAAUGCAAAUUUACCGUUAAUGUUAUUAUAAUAAAAGAAAAACAAAUUUUUUAAUAUUAAUGCGAGAAAAGAUCGUUGUAAAAAAGUCAAAUAAUUGAAAAACAAUACGAUGACAAAAAAUGAAAAAAAAAACAGAAAAUUGAUAUACUCUGUAAAUCUAGACAUUCAAAUACGCACUUCUGUGAUUAGUUACAAUUAAAAAAUCGCUGAUUAAAAAUUACUUUGUUAAUCAUGCGUUGUGAAAAUAUAUAUCCCAUUUACAAAUUAUGAAUGAAUGAUGUCAUACCCGUCAUUAACGAACAACAUACUUGUGUACUAUCUAUAAAACGCUGAAAUAACAAAUCGUUCUAUAUGUAAAUAAUGGUGACAACCAAAUUAUAUCGAUAUUAUACCGCCAUGAUGAAAAACGUAAAUGUAUAGGCGCGUAGAUGCUUGAUCGGCAUUUAUGCGUUCAUACGAACAACAAAAAAAUAAAAGAGCUAACUUAUUUGCAUUAUGUUAAAGGACAAAUCUAUACGUAAACUUCCUUGGCAGGAUAGAGUAAAAUGAUAUAUUUAGUAUCUAGAGAAGGACUUAAAAUAUGAAUAUUACAAAAAAAAGAACAGAAAACUCGUAUAUACGCACCUAUAUUAUAUAUAAAAAAGUAAGAUGUGGAAUCUAUUAAAGGCGUUGUUGCAAGAAAAACGGAGUAAAUAAGGUAGUUUUGAAGUGUCAGAUAAUAGAACUGAGAGCAAAAGCCUAUAAAAAAAAAAUAUAUAUAUAUAUAUAUAUACAUAUAUAUUACGGGAGAAGAAAAAAUCGGUAUUUCCUAGUUCCGAUCUGCUUGUAACUUUAUUUUCUUAUUAUGAAUAAUAUCGAUUGUUGUUAUUGUAUCGAGAUUAUAUCUAUAUUCGAGAUCGUAGACGGUAUAAACAAGAACGAUAUUUUACUAUGUGAGACUUUGCAUCCUAGAUAGCACUAAAUCGAGAAAUAUUUUCAGUAUAUCAGUGCGGGCGUAGAAAAGUUCCUCAUUGAAGUCUCUAAAAAAAUCUCGUUGGCGUUUUCAUUUUGUAUUUGUAUAUACAACUGACUGUAGAAAACAAUCAAAGCAUAAUGUAAUACACAACGUUCUUUUCGAAUCCUGAAACAAUUGGAAGAAAAAGAUAAAAAGCAAAGGGAAAUGCAGUCGUAGUGAAUGAAUAUUUUUUGAGACUUCAGUGGAAAAAAAAUUAAGAUCAAAUUUAGCCUCGAAUUUAGCGGUAGGUGAAGAGUAUCCACUAAAACAAAUAGUACGUACACACUUGCGAGUGAGAUUCCUCCGGUCCUAAGCGAAUUUUUUGGUGAAGUGAGUUUUACCGAGUGCCAUUGAUUUUUUACCGUUAUAAAACUAACAAUAUAUAAAAAUCAACUUUCAACAGUUUUUUCUCCGCCGUACACACGUUUGAGAAUGACGUACACACACGCACGCGCGCGCACACACACACACACACACAACUGA
This is a messenger RNA of Phymastichus coffea, 5670 nucleotides long. RefSeq names its product protein GDAP2 homolog (gene Gdap2). NCBI's taxonomy places the organism in Eukaryota, Metazoa, Arthropoda, Insecta, Hymenoptera, Eulophidae. The transcript is spliced from 11 exons. Bases 435 to 1955 code for a protein of 506 amino acids. The record is from RefSeq and is a predicted model, not a curated record.